AUGGCGGCGCCCAUGGUGACACUUCGGGCCGUGUGCGUCUAAAGGCUCUGGAAACCAAGCACAGAGGAGCCGCAGGCCAGAGCCUGUGAGCAGGAAAAAAUCAAAAGAAGAGAAGCAUGUAAGUGGGCAGGGAAUGCUCAGCUGUGCUGACCAGGAAGAAGCCCUGAGAAAGUUCCAGAUUCUUCCAUCUCUUUUUCCGGGGCCUCCUCACUUUCUUAAGAAUGGCUUCUGCUUGGCAGAGACUGGGCUUUUAUGCCUCUCUUCUGAAACGGCAGCUCAGUAGGGGGCCAGAUGUCAUCAGAUGGGAGAAAACAGUGAUUCCAGGAUGGACCAGAAGUAUUUACAGUGCCACAGGGAAGUGGACAAAAGAGUAUACGCUACAGACAAGAAAGGAUGUCGAGAAAUGGUGGCACCAACAAAUAAAAGAUCAAGCCUCCAAAAUUUCAGAAGCUGAUAAAUCAAAGCCCAAGUUUUAUGUGCUUUCCAUGUUCCCCUAUCCUUCUGGCAAGCUGCACAUGGGCCACGUGCGUGUCUACACCAUCAGCGACACCAUUGCCCGGUUCCAGAGGAUGAGAGGGAUGCAGGUCAUCAACCCCAUGGGAUGGGAUGCAUUUGGAUUGCCUGCUGAAAAUGCCGCCAUAGAGAGGAAUUUACAUCCAGAAAGCUGGACCCAGAGAAACAUUAAACACAUGAAGAACCAGCUUGACCACCUGGGCCUGUGUUUCAGCUGGGAUCGGGAAAUAACUACGUGUUUGCCAGAUUACUACAAAUGGACUCAGUACCUCUUUAUUAAGCUUUAUGAAGCUGGACUGGCCUAUCAGAAGGAGGCCUUGGUUAACUGGGACCCGAUGGAUCAAACAGUGCUUGCCAAUGAGCAGGUGGAUGAACAUGGCUGCUCAUGGCGCUCGGGAGCAAAGGUGGAGCAGAAGUACCUGAGGCAGUGGUUCAUUAAAACAACAGCUUAUGCAAAGGCCAUGAAAGACGCACUGGCGGACCUUCCAGAGUGGUAUGGCAUAAAGGGCAUGCAGGCCCACUGGAUCGGGGACUGUGUGGGCUGCCACCUGGACUUCACAUUAAAGGUCGAAGGACAAGACACAGGAGAAAAGCUGAUGGCAUACACAGCCACCCCUGAGGCCAUUUACGGCACCUCCCAUGUGGCCAUCUCUUCCAGCCACAGACUCCUGCAUGGGCACAGCUCUCUGAAGGACACCUUUCGGAAGUCCCUUGUCCCUGGUGAAGGUGAGCUGGCAUGUGGAAGUGCACAUGGUGGGAUCACUGCCUUAUGGUGGUUCUCCCUUGUGCACUAUCUUAUCUGUUCUUUACCUUAGGUUU
Messenger RNA from Castor canadensis (American beaver), 1332 nucleotides. The record is from RefSeq and is a predicted model, not a curated record. NCBI's taxonomy places the organism in Eukaryota, Metazoa, Chordata, Mammalia, Rodentia, Castoridae.